Pseudophryne corroboree (corroboree frog) is the source of this 5202-nucleotide messenger RNA. RefSeq names its product signal peptide, CUB domain and EGF like domain containing 3 (gene SCUBE3). Gene Ontology annotation, biological process: signal transduction. The record is from RefSeq and is a predicted model, not a curated record. Gene Ontology annotation, molecular function: calcium ion binding. Lineage: Eukaryota; Metazoa; Chordata; Amphibia; Anura; Myobatrachidae. Gene Ontology annotation, cellular component: cell surface. The transcript is spliced from 23 exons. The coding region runs from base 588 to 3614 and encodes 1008 amino acids.
UCUCCAGCAGGAACCUUUGUGUGUUGCAGCUGGUGAGGGGGGAGGUUUCUCUCUAUCUUUUCAGUAUACAGGCUCUUUUUUAACAGACAACACUUCUUCUGUCCUCAGUACCUUACAGAUCUAUUUUUACCUUAUUUUUAUGUGUGGGAGAAGGAGGUGAAAAGCUACAGCAUCCUACAUUUUCAAUCAUCUUCUUAAAUUAUAUUUAAUUCUGUUAGCAUCCAAAUGAUGUGUAUUUUUAUACUAUGUGAUUCUUCCCACCUUUAAAAUUACAGAUUUGUUUUAACAGCUACUGUACAAUGUGCUGAAUAUUGCAUCUUUAUUCAGAGCAGCGGGUGCUUAGUUUGGAAAAGAUGCAGUAGAAGUACACUAAACUAUAUAAUGCAGAGGUACUUCCAUUGUGAGCACCUUCCUCCAAGUAAUAGAAAUUGUUUUUUGCACUGAUAGAUCAAUUUUAUUUAAAAAAAAAAAAAAUGCAGUACCAGAUAUUGGUUUGGACUGUUAAAACAUGCCUAACAGCUUAGAACUGGGAGUUCUGCACUACUGGUAGUUGAACAUUUACUUUUCUGGCUGUAAAAUAGCCAAAUAUGUAUCUUAACUGUCAAAAAAUCUUUGCCAUGGACAUACCUUGGGGCAUUGUAUACUUUUUAUUUUUGUUCCUGUCUCACGCCGGUCACAUCUGUUUCAGCACAGCCAGUCAAGAUGUAGAUGAAUGUGUCGAUGGAACAGACAACUGUCACAUAGAUGCAAUCUGUCAGAACACCCUACGUUCGUACAAGUGCAGUUGCAAGUCUGGAUAUACAGGGGAUGGAAAGCACUGUAAAGAUGUGGAUGAGUGUGAGCGGGAUGAUAAUGCAGGGUGUGUACACGAGUGUGUAAAUAUUCCUGGCAACUAUCGGUGCAUGUGUUAUGAUGGAUUUCGACUAGCAAACGAUGGACACAACUGUCUGGAUUUGGACGAGUGCAUGGAGGGCAAUGGAGGAUGCCAGCAGACAUGUGUCAACAUGAUGGGGAGCUAUGAAUGCCGCUGCCGUGAAGGGUUUUUCUUGAGUGACAACCAACACACCUGCAUCCAGCGCCCAGAAGAAGGUAUGAACUGCAUGGACAGGAACCAUGGCUGUGCGCAUAUUUGCAGAGAAACCCCAAAAGGCGUGUCCUGUGAAUGCCGACCAGGGUUUGAGCUAACAAGAAAUCAGAGAGACUGUAAAUUGACCUGUAACUAUGGUAAUGGUGGCUGUCAGCACACGUGUGAUGACACAGAUCAUGGUCCUCGAUGCGGUUGUCAUAUCAAGUUUGCACUACACUCUGAUGGCAAGACUUGUAUUGGGGAGAAACGCUCCGAUCAGACCCCUAGUGCCCCGAUCUUUGCCAAUGAAAGCUGCUCAGUGAAUAAUGGUGGCUGUGAUAGUCGGUGUCAUGAUGCAUUAACAGGUGUGCAUUGCAGCUGUCCUAUGGGCUUCAUGCUACAAUCAGACAGGAAGACCUGCAAAGAUAUUGACGAAUGUCGUGUAAACAAUGGUGGCUGUGAUCAUAAUUGCCGUAAUUCGGUUGGAAGCUUUGAAUGUGGCUGUAAAAAGGGAUAUAAACUGCUGAUUAAUGAACGAGGCUGCCAAGACAUUGAUGAGUGUUCCUUCGAUAGAACAUGUGAUCACAUAUGUGUCAACUCCCCUGGGGGCUUUCAGUGUUUAUGUCACAAGGGCUACGCUCUAUAUGGCCUCACACACUGUGGAGAUAUAGAUGAAUGCAGCAUCAACAAAGGGGGCUGUACAUUUGGUUGCCUCAAUUUUUUAGGGGGAUUUGAAUGCACAUGUCCUCCUGGCUUUAAACUACAUUGGAAUCGGAGAGAUUGCUUAGAUAUGGUGAAGUGUGCCAAUAGUGGCAUAACCUCUCGUGUCUCUAUGACUUGCUCUCGCAAUGGAAAGAAGGAUAAUUGCUCUCUCACUUGUAUCUCGAAGACCUUGUUGCAGCCAGAAUCUGACAGCAGUUACACCUUCAGCUGUGGAGCCCCAACAUUGAAACAUGGAGUCUCCUCUAAGCAGAACACUAGCCAGCACUGCAUUGAGACUCUGGUACCACCAGUAAAACAGAAGGCAUCCUUCAAACUUAAAGAUUCCAGAUGUGGCCUGAGAGUGCGUGGCAGAUCAACAAGAGGGGAGGAAAACACAAGACAUGGAAGUGCUCCCGCACUGUGCUCAGACUGCCAAUUGACAUAUAUCCAUCUGAAAUGUGACUCUUCCUGGAAGGCUAGAGGCCGUAGCUCACGCUCUGCAGUCAAUAAGGAGGUUACUAGGAUCUCACUAGAGCUGGAAGCUGAAGUUAAACUGGAGGAUGCCACAGCGAGCUGUGGGCUAACAUGUCUCCGCCAGCGCCUGGAACGCAAGAUUAAAUCCAUUUUGAAAUCUUUGAGGAAGUCUAUUAAUCAGGAGCGAUUUGUAAUUCGCUUAGCAUCUGUAGAGUAUGAAGUGGCCCAGAAGGGAGCCACAGGAAUCGAGAGGGGAGAAAACUGCGCUCCUGGACAACAACGCAUGUGGGGCAGAUGUGCCAGCUGCUCUCCUGGUACAUAUUACCAUGGCCAAUUGGAUCAGUGUCAGAUUUGCCCCCACGGUACCUUCCAGGAGAAAGAGGGACAACUGUUAUGUAACUUGUGCCCAGGAGCUGAACCUACAGGUCCAAUAGGAGCUCCCAGCAUCUCAGCUUGUUCUGGUCACUGUCCUUCAGGACAGUUCUCCAUAGAUGGGUAUAAACCAUGCCAAUUAUGCCCAAGUGGCAUGUACCAACCGGAGGUUGGGCGAACACAGUGUAUCCCAUGUGGAGGGGGACUGAGCACCAGACAUGAUGGAGCCUUAUCGUUCCAAGACUGUGAAACUAAGGUUCAGUGCUCUCCAGGCCAUUACUAUAACACAACUCUACACCGUUGUAUCCGCUGCAUGACUGGCUUUUAUCAGCCUGAAUUCCGGCAGAACUACUGCAUCGCAUGCCCUGGAAACUCCAGCACAGACUUUGAUGGCUCCACCAGUAUCGCCCAGUGCAAGAACCGGCACUGUGGAGGGGAACUAGGGGAGUACACUGGUUUUCUAGAGUCACCAAAUUACCCAGGAAACUACCCUUCCAGUGUGGAAUGUACCUGGAAUAUCAGUCCUCCCCCCAAACGAAAAAUUUUGCUAGUGGUACCUGAGAUUUUCCUGCCCUCUGAAGAUGAGUGUGGAGACCUUCUGGUUAUGCGCAAGAAUGCUUCCCCUUCUUCCAUCACUACCUAUGAGACUUGUCAGACAUAUGAACGGCCAAUUGCCUUCACAGCACGUUCACGUAAACUCUGGGUCCACUUUAAAAGCAAUGAAAUCAACAGUGCCCGUGGUUUCCAGGUGCCAUAUGUGACAUAUGAUGAGGAUUAUGAACAGCUAGUAGAGGACAUCGUGCGAGAUGGAAGAUUAUAUUCUUCUGAAAACCACCAAGAAAUUCUGAAGGAUAAGAAGUUGAUUAAGGCCUUUUUUGAGGUCCUUGCACACCCUCAAAAUUACUUCAAAUACACAGAAAAACAUAAGGAGAUGUUACCACGAUCUUUCAUCAAACUUUUGCGUUCCAAAGUCUCUGCCUUCUUGCGGCCUUAUAAGUAAUAUGGACUAAUGCAGCGUUGGAGACAAAGGACAUCAGCAUAAAUGCACAAACAUAUAGUAUGCAAAGAGGACCCUAGUAAUUUCAGUAUUGGCAAAAGGAGUUCCCAUAACCUACAAUCAGAUUAAACAUGACAAACACAUUGACAAAAUGUGCCUGCAUAUGUCAACCAAAGAUUGGCAGCUCGCCACAAGCCACAUUUAAGGUUGUGACUGUGUAGGCCUGUCAAUGUCCUUUUGUGCCCUUAUAUGUCAUUUUUUACAAUUGGACAAAAACCCAAAAAAUCAUAUAUGCACAAGAUCACCUUGAUACUCAUUGAAAAUCAAAACAGCGACAGCUUUCUGGAGUCAUAAUUACUGUGGGGAAAAACACUUCAUGUUCUUGGUCAACCUCAGAAACAAAGUAUACUUUCUCCAGGAUCCAGAAUUUGUUUUUGUUUUUUUUGUUUUGUUUUUCUAGAAAACCUUCCUCUUUCUGUUAGGAACUUGGAACUGAAGCUGAUUCACUGAGUAAAAACUGUUGAAUGUAGAAUAAUAUAUGCAUUCUAAUUGCCUUAGGACUGAUGCGUAAUGAAAACGUUUCUACAAAUAAUUAAGAACUUCAUCAAUAAUCCUUGUUAAACAUGGCCUCCUCAUUACUGCUUCCAGCACAUUGAACUCUAAAUGGCAAAUGCUAGAUUUUUUUAAAAUAUUUCUGGUACAAACCUGUGACAUGAAAGUCCAUGACAACAACUUGUAUUCUUCAUGUGUGCUCAGAAAACGUUAUUCCUGUGAUAUUGCGAUCUUUCAUUUUCUUAACUGGCGAAAUUCAUAAAUGAUUUCUCUGGAAAUAACCAUUGAAAGCUCAAGAUUUCCAGUGGCAAAAAAAACGUGUGGACAGUUUCUGUGUAACCAGGACACAUGGAGUAGACCUGGCACCUGCCUAUUGCCAAAUAGUACUAAUGAUGUUUAUAAACACUGACUGUUAAUCUAUUCAUCAUCUCUUGUUUAAUACCUGUCGUCAUCAUCAUGGAGCUUGCCUAUUUAGCUGUCAGUCUUCUUAAUGCAAAGUGUUAGGUGUUAGUGGGAUAUACCAUAAAACUUUUUGUGAGAAGAUUAUGCAUACUUCAAUUAAAUUAAAUAAGUGAUUAAAAAUGACUAAAAUGAUGGCAACUAUGGAUUGUUCAGAGGGACUAUAAUCUUACUACGAACAUUAAUGUAACUGGCACUGUAAAGGGAAAUACUGUAAUACCCUUUUCAGACAGAAAUCCCGGCAAUUACCUGGCAUUUCAGUGCCGGGUCGUUUUGCCGGUCUCUGCCUGACCCCCGACCCCCGUUCACACAGAGAAGCAAAUUACCAGGUCAAGUAUUUCUACCCAGUAAUUUGCGGGUAGAACUUCUUCACCCGGGAAUUUCAUUUUCUGUGUGAAAGGGGUAUUAGUGAUGGUACAAGGCAGAAAAGCAAGUGUAAAAUAUAGGGGAAUAUAUACAGUAUGAGGAGUUUUAUCAACAUCAGGCAGUUUGGAGUUACAAAUCACCAACAUUUUUCUACUGUUAAAUAAUGAUGGCUCUACAUUUUACCAUGUAUAAAUAAAGUUUGCACUAGACAAUU